AUGUUACCAUUUCAAAAGGUUCAGGAUUUUGUAACUUUUUUUGAAGGUUUAGAUAAAUUCUCAUUUUUAUCAAAUUUUUAUAUUAAUAGUUUUGUUGUGGAUAAUUUAUCGUUAUCAGUGUUUCAAGAUUAUGGUAGUUUUGUUAAAACACCAAUACCAAUUUUAAAAGAUUUAAAAAUUAUUUGGAAAAAAGAACAUGAUGAUACUCAACAACCAACAAAAGAAAUUGAAUUUUUAAAACAAUAUGUUAAUUUAAAAAGUGAUUAUUUACAAAUUCAAAAAUUAUCAAUGUUAAAAAUUAAUGAUACCGCUGUCACCAUAUCAACCAUUAAACAUUUAGAAAUUAGAAAUUUAAAUAAUAUUAAAUUAAAUAAUAUUGAAACCCCAUUACCAAAUAGUUUAACAAAGUUAACGAUAGGGGAGGGGUAUGAGUAUCCAUUAUCUACCGAUAUGGUACAUGGUGGUAUUAAAUGUUUAAACGUUGGUUACAAAUGGAAUUUUAAUUUAUCAAAUAAUACAACACCAACAAAUUUAACACAAUUAACAUUAGGUGAUUGUUAUAAUCAGUCAUUUACUAAUGAAAGUUUCCCAAAUAAUAUUAAGAUUUUAAAAUUGGGUAGAGAUUUCAAUCAAUUUUCAUCACUUGAAAAUUUAAAUCCAAAUAUUCAUACAUUGAAAUUUAAUAAUAAUUUUAAUAAUCCAAUAUUCUGUGAAUUAAAAUUACCAAAUUCAAUUACAACAUUAGAAUUUGGUGAUCAUUUUAACCAAGAAAUUAAUGAAAAUACCUUUACAAACUGUCAUGGUUUAAAGAAUUUAAAAUUUGGUAAAUCAUUUUCAAAAAUUUUAUCUUUAAAUAAUGUUCCACAUUUUAUUGAAAAAUUAAUAAUACCAUUUAAAACUAAACUUUUAAUUACUGAUCAACAAUUAUUUAAUAAAUUCUAUUCAAUUGAAAAUCAAUUAAAAUUAAAUAAUAAUCAUUUAAGAAUUAAUUGUAAACAUAUUUUAAAUAAUAAUGAUAAUAAUAAUAAUAUCAGUGAAUUUAAAUUUCCAAUUAAUUGUAAUUCAGUAACAUUUGAAGAUAAUUCUUAUAUUGAAUAUGUUAAUAGAAUUUUACCAAAUUCUAUUAAAUAUUUAGAAUUUGGUGAAAAUUUUAGAAAUGAAAAAUCACCAGAUCAAUUUAAUAAGAGAUUAACAAUUAGAGCAAGAGAUAUACCAAGAAGAACAACUCAUUUAUCAAUUCAAUCUAAAGAUGUAAUUUUGGAUUAUAUUCCAUCAAAUAUUACUCAUUUAAAAACUUGUUCAAAUUAUUCUCAUCCAAUUAAUAUUUUACCUUUUAAUCAUUUAGUUUCACUUAAAACAAGUUUAUCAAAUGUUUCUUAUUUAAAAAAAACCAAUUUUAAUGAUUUAGUUUAA
Molecule: messenger RNA, 1413 nt
Organism: Dictyostelium discoideum AX4
Lineage: Eukaryota; Evosea; Eumycetozoa; Dictyosteliales; Dictyosteliaceae
Exons: 2
Coding region: 1-1413 (470 amino acids)
Source: RefSeq, a predicted model, not a curated record